GCUACGACCGAGUGGGCCCUCUACCGUGAGGCAGGCACAGGUGGCGCCACUGUCGCUUGCGGCGAGGCUUGCAAGUCGUGCUACAAGAGCGUCAUCGCCGUCGCCCCUGGCCAGUCGUUCCGCGACACGGUAGACGCCGCUGAGAGUGACGAGAACUUGGACGAGCGCUUGCCCGAGUGUGACAAGACAGUGAGCUCUGGCAGACAGGGCUUCACGCCGAGCGACGUUCACGAGAACACUACCACCCGCUUGGUCGUCAAGCGCCCCGUCGUGGUCACCCCAGCGUCCGACGUGAGGUCGAAGCUGCAAGUGGAGCGCAUCCCCAGGAAGAUCAGCGAGCAGACCGCCGCGGCGUCGAUGCCGCACGAGUCUGGGAAGGGCGAGGAGCAGCUGCACGUCUUCAAGGGCGACGGUCAGGACGACCAGUCGUUGCCGCGGACCGCCGAGCUUCAGGUCAUCCGCGAGUGGAAAAUGCAGGGGAGAGUGCUGUGCGCAGACAACCAGCUCUUCGCCGCCCAGGGCGCGGACAUGCUUGCUCAAUGCUCCGCAGCUGCAUUUCAGCAACAUGGUCUUCAGUCGCUUCUGAGCAAGGCGUCCAGCGACGCGUUGCCGACCUUGGCAGCCUUUUUGUCCUCCGCCACCGCCGCUCCUCCGCAGCAGAAGCCCGAGUCGUUCCUAUCUCCUAGCAAGAGGCCUCGCAUGCUCGGGGACGCUGCCUUCAGCCCAGUCUCUUCGGGCAGGCGCCGCAUCAGGAACAAGACGAGGUCGGGGUCGGAUGCCAACGCGUCGGGGGCCCCUUCGGAGUCCUUCGGCCCGGGGGGCCCGCGCGCCGCCAGCGUGGCCGCCACGACCGCGUUCGAGGACCAGGACGACGGCACCACGGGACAAGAUCUCCUCGCCAAGUGGAAGAAGAAAAUCCCUUUGGGUGACGUCAUGGCCGACGCGGUGGACGGGAGGACCAUCGCCGCCUUGACCAAGAAGAUCGGCCGUCUCCACUCGUCGCCCUCGGGCCAGGCCGACGGGGCCAUCUUGACCACCUUCUCCGACGAGGUCGCCACCGCCAAGAAGCUGCAGCCCGCCAACAUCGUCGGGUACGACUGGGUGCAGAUUCAGAAGUACGUGAAGACCAUGGUUGAUGCACGUGCCGUGAUCCCAAGCGGCACGAGGUUCGCCUUGGUGACGGCGAGGUUGGCAAGCUUCGACCCUCGGUCCAACGUGUCCUUCUUCAUCCGUGUCAUGACGCCUUUUUCGGACCCCGUGCCCGAGUUCGACCCGACGGACCCCGUCUUAGUUGCAGCGGUCACUGACGAAGACGAGCGCGCGAGUGCAUUCACCGAUGCAGUCUUGAAGAAGUCGCUCUGUCCUGCGAUUGGCAAGGGGCAGGCGCAGGCCGCGUACGUGCGCAGGAUCAUCGACGCACUGGGCGACGAGUUCAAGGGCAUCGACUUGCUUGAUGUUGGGGCCGACCCCGCUGGGAUUAUCACGGACAUCAAGGAUAUCAAGCUCUUUUGGAACACCGCGAUGAGCGACGAACAUUGCCUUCACCUGGCCGAUGACGCAUUCGACGCGGUCAAGCGCUUCUCAAGGGCGACGACGUCCUCAGGCACAUCAGCGUUGCACCUCGUGGCGGCGAUCACGAAGAGGACCGCCUUCUGGUACUCCACCUUUGAGGCGCUCCUGGACAAGAUGCCCUUCAUGCGCGAGAAUUUGGGGGCCUUCCGCAGCGCCCUGAGCGACCUCGAGACGGCCGAGGCCGUGGAUGGCGAGUCCGACCAGGCGAAGAUCGACGUCAGCCAGCUGCGCGAGUUGUGCACGAAGAGCGUGACUUGGAAGAUCGGCUUCCCGCAUGGCCUCACCGACGGGUUCGAGUCGAAGCUGAAGGGUAUCAUCUGUUGCGUGUGCCUCGGCUUGCAGUCGGAAGCGAGCGCGGCGGCGCUGGCGCCAGAGAGGGUCAAGGCCGUGUCAGCCUUGGCGCAGGAGGCGCCCCUCACGUUCGCAUUGGACACGGACAUCAGCACGGCGAGCACCCACGUGGCGAACUUCUUGGGCGUGAUGGAGUCCCAGAGCAGCCAGUCGUCUCUCAUGACAACGUGCAAGGCCUUGUUCGACUCGGACGAUCCCGAGGACGCGCGCUCCAGUGGCUUCACGACCGACUGCUUCGAGCAUAUUCAGGCUCUGCUGAAGGUGUGCCAGAACUACCGCGCGGGCCCGCUGAAGAAGGCUGGCAACAAGGAUUGGCCUUUCAUCGAGGGAACGGUGGAAGGCCUAGUCGUUGAGUUGGCCACCAACAGCGACUCCGACCGCGAGAGUGACAUCCUGAAGUGCUUGACGCAGUUCCACAAGGUUGUUGGGAUCAAGGAUCCCGUCACUACGACUACCGUCGAGAUCUUCAAGACCAGCUUCGAGUUGCGCGACAUGUUGGCAAACGUGCAGGCCUUCUGCAGACAGGAUGACUUCUCGACAAAGAUUGGCUGGGCAGAGCACGCGCAAGGGCUCGGUUCGCUGACGGCGAAGGUGCACUCGCACUUCUCGGAUGCUUCCGCGACGCCUCCUGGACUGCCCGAUGCCUUCAAGGCGACCGUGCUGAAGUGGGCCUCGGAUGCCGAUGCCUUGAUCGACAAGGGCGGCCGCGUGAAGCUCCUGCGGUGCGAGGACUUGCUCACAAAGGCCGUGGUGGAGCUCAAGAAGACGAUGCACGGGGCGACGGACGGGAACCCAUGGUCAAUUGGUCUGUUGCCGAAUGCCGACAUCAAGGCUAUCAUUGCCCACAUGAAAGCGAAGACGCAGACCACGUCGUUCAAAGCGUUGCCCCAUCAGCUUGAGGCCACGGACGCAGCGAUCAAUGACUACAAGACGGCGGCCUCGUUCAUGAGCCAGGACCCUAAGAUCCCACUCGUCGAUGAGGCGACCAAGUGUGUAUUCAGGGCCCGCACUGCAGUCACGGAGAACCUUGUGUGCAUGCAGGUGGACGUGAACUCGGGCCACCCCGAGCGCAUGCGCCAGGCCGUCGUCGACGAGCCCCGCGCCUUCCGCACGCACGGCGGCAACUCCAAGGACAUGCGCGCGACCUUGGCCAACGCCCUGCGCGUUGUCGCGGCCAAUCGCGCGUAG
Messenger RNA from Prorocentrum cordatum, 3111 nucleotides. The record is from the annotation of a GenBank genome assembly. Lineage: Eukaryota; Dinophyceae; Prorocentrales; Prorocentraceae.